AUGGCCACCACGACCACCACCAGUAGCUCUUCAAUCCAUGUGCUGCUCACGGGCGUCUUAUUACCUGCCUGCUGCCGUCCACAGGGCGACUCCAGCUCCGUCGAUUGCCUAUCCCCAUUUCCAUCAUCUCAUCUACUACACGCCCAAGUUGUAUGUAUUAACGCCGUCGCAGGACUGAGUUACGUGGUCUGGAAGUGCACGUCUCCCUCAGCUUCUGGUACUUUUCCAGACGCGUUUUCACCGCCAGGAAACGUCCAUUCGAAGUGGUUUUUGCAGCAAAACGUGACGAUCGUUGAGCGUGUAUCACCCGAGGCCAAUGUGGCAUUGGAUUGUGACUCUAAUGACUCGAAAGGGGACGUCGAGAACCCGCUGGUCAUGCUCUGGCGGUCGAGAACCAGUCAGAUGGGCCGUUUUACGGUCGCCAAGCAGCUCAUUCGAACAGGACAACGAGCGUUUCAAGCUGCAGCAUUUGCUGUCAUUGUACGAGAAGCUCAAGUCGCUCGACGGUGUCACUGGUGCUUUCUACGGCUCUGUAAGAAGGCAGUUCAGUGCGCCGACUGCGCGUUUGCACGAUAUUGUUCGCGUGACUGUUUAGCAGCAGAUGCGACGCUGCAUGACUUUCAGUGUCGAGCGCUGCGAGCUUUAAAGUGCAGAAACAAUGGUGACGGUAAAGUCGGAGAUGUGGAGACUGUGCGGUUAGCGCUUGCAGUACUAAGCAUGAACAGGUUUGUCCGGAAUCCUCACGCGUUGAAGCAGUUGGUGGUUCACUGUGCUGAAGAGAGUGCAAGUGCAAGGGCCGAAGCACGGAAUGCUGUGGAGUUUAUUGUCAAGAAUGCAGGUCGAGUUCUGGAUCGAAAACUCGUGUGGACUACGCUUGAGCGCGUCCGCUGCAACGCUCAUCCGUUGUACGUUGAUGGCGUCACUUGUGUGGGCUCAGGCGUCUUUCCCGACGCAGCUAUGGCACUGAAUCACUCAUGUCUACCUAAUGUGGUGCCCAGUUUCGACCCACGUACUCGGACACUUGCAUUCCAUGCUAUUGCUGAUAUCCCACCAGAGCACGCGGUAGAGUGUGCAUACAUUGACUUGUUGCAGACGAGAAAGAGACGUCAAGCGCUACUUUCACAAGGGUUUGGCUUCGCCUGUGUUUGUCUACGGUGCACAAGCGAGCGUGGGUUGGCGAGUACGCAUGGACAAGAUGUCGCAGACGAAAAUGAACAAGAGGGUCAGACAGAGAUGCGAGUGAUGGAGGAACUGAUGCAACUUGCACACUCUAGUCACGCUGGUGCAAUGCAACAUCUUUCUCGCUUGAAGAGAGAGUGCGCGGGUGUCUUCAAGCACAAUUGCGAAGCUCAGUUUGCACUAUACACCGCGGAACUGCAACUUGCUCGUGUUGGGUGUGAUUGGAAACGCGUAGUGGACGCAGCUGAGAUGUUGUUGACGAUCUGGACGCGAUGUGGUCUCCCGAAGAAUUACCACACGACCGAAACACUGUACAUGCAAAUAUAUUGUGCUGCAAGGCGUGCUGGGAUGAUUGACAAGGAAAAAGCGUCGGCCCUGCAAGUGACACGCAUUCGGCAAAUCUGUGGUUACGUGCACCCCGAAACGCUCGUUAGUUGA
Messenger RNA from Peronospora matthiolae, 1617 nucleotides. The record is from the annotation of a GenBank genome assembly. Lineage: Eukaryota; Oomycota; Peronosporomycetes; Peronosporales; Peronosporaceae.